CUGACGAGCCUAAGCCUAUGCCUAGCAACAGCAUGGGCUAGCAUUCCAAACAUGGCCAACUACACGGCCGUCUGGUGGGACGAUUUCACGGGUCCUGCUGGUAGCCAGGUCAACCAUGCCCUCUGGAACCAGGUUGAUCGUCCUAAUAAUCCCAACAAGGAGCUGGAGGCCUACAUCACCGGCACCAGCACCGUUCAGCUCACAGGUACCAACGACGGCGAGCUACGCAUCAUACCCUACAAGACGGACCGCUGGUACUCGGGGCGGCUCGAGAGCAUCGCCACCUUUACCUGCCCGCCGGGUCACUCCAUGGUCUUGCAGGCCUCGAUCAAGUUUCCCAACCUCGAUCCCAACUCGGGGCAGUCGGCCGGGUUGUGGCCGGCCUUCUGGGCCAUGGGCAACACCAUCCGCCUGCCCCAGCCCGACUACCAGCCAUGGCCGUACAACAUCGAGUUCGACAUUGCUGAGACGGCCAAUAUACACGGCAACAGCGCACUUGGAGUGAUGCACUACAGCAACUCGGAGAGCCCGCUCAACUACAAGUGGUACGACUACGACUCGAGCAAGUUCCACACGUGGUCCUUCAAGAUCGACCUGCGCAACCCCGACUGGACCCAGCAGUCCCUCGUCUGGUACGCCGACGGCAACGAGUUCAACAGGAUCAAGGGAGACGCCUUUGGAACCGACCCCAGCACCUGGAACGGCAUCGCCCAAAAGGCCUACUUUCUCAUUCUCAACGUCGCCGUCGGUGGCGGCUUCCCUGGAUAUCCUUGGGACCAGACCACCGGCGGCCCUGACUCGGCCAUGACCGUCGAAUAUGUUGCCGUAUAUCAGUCC
Messenger RNA from Lasiosphaeria miniovina, 837 nucleotides. Its product is annotated as glycoside hydrolase family 16 protein. Lineage: Eukaryota; Fungi; Ascomycota; Sordariomycetes; Sordariales; Lasiosphaeriaceae. The annotation marks the transcript as partial. Gene Ontology annotation, molecular function: hydrolase activity, hydrolyzing O-glycosyl compounds. The record is from RefSeq and is a predicted model, not a curated record. Gene Ontology annotation, biological process: carbohydrate metabolic process. The transcript has a single exon.